AUGGUACAGGCAGCGUACCGCGAAGCAGAAGCGGCAAGAGAAAAGGCCGCAGAGGAGGCGAGGGCUCUCGAAGAUCGCGCCGAGCAGGAAAACCCCGGCCUAUACACCCAAGACAAGCUCUGGCUCCCGCACGCGCCUGGCGUCGCCAUCAUCCGCGGCGACCUCCUGGUCGACGUCGCGAGCUUCUUCCGCGACAGCGACAUCACCGUGCGCGAACACAACGCGCCGAACACGAACCGCUCCCUGCAGGGGAAGGGACAGGAUAUCGUCGAGGCCUACAACGACACGGAAAUCAGACGGUUCUUCAUGCGCUGGCACGCGCAAGUCCGGGUGCAGAUCGACAAAUUUCACUCACCGCCUGACACGAUCGACCUCGAGAAUCCUGGCGAACGGGUCCUCUGCGGUAUGCGUGGUGAGCGUGGGAACGCCAUAUGUGGGCUGAUUCUCUUCCUUGGGAGUACUGGGGGGCCCGAGGCCGGAAGGGUCGACAAGAAAUGCUCGUACUGGUUUCACUCUGCGUUAGGGUUCCCGGGCAAGGGUAUGUGGGAUAUUGGGGACACUCCGUUCCGUAUGGUCAGGGUACCCACCAAGCCGGUUCCUGAUGUUUACGAUAUUAUGCUGCGCUUCGACUUGACGAGAGAAAAGGAGCGUGCGAAACACUUCGCCGACAACUUCAGUGAGAAUGUGAAGGAGUGGACAGUCCUCCAUACGCCAUUCGAGGAUUUUUACUGGGGCACCUUGCAAAAUGUAUCUGCUGAGCCUAACGAGGAUGACGAGCCCCAGGUGCCUAGCCCGACGGAUCCCUCUGAAGACUCCGACGUGACAAAUCUAUCCGACAUGUCUGGUUCGGAAGAUCUGGACGGCAUCCCCAUGAAACCUCGCGAAAGGACUGCUUGUGAAAGGAGACUAGCCGAGGCUCAAGAUCAAGCUUCUCGCGAAAGGACACUGGCCGAAGCGCGAGCCGCGCGUUCAAGGGAAAUGGCCGAAGAUCAAGGUGAUUUUGAGAGAAGAUUCGCCGAAGUUCGAGCUGCCGACUUGGAGAGACUCACCAAAGCUAUAGCUGAUCGUGAAAGGAGACACGCCGUUCAAGCUGCUGGCCAAAGGGAGGAACACGCCGAAGCUCAAGCUUCCCGGGAAGCGAGACUCGCCGAAACUCAAGCUGAUCAUGAAAGGACAUACUUUGAAGCCGCUGAGGAAAACGAGGGACUCCAAAAUGAAUCGGGCGGCACCAUGGCCCCUGUGGAAGAAGAGGUCUCCGAAAACGAGCCCAGACGCGACAUCACGCGUUUAGCUCCGGAAUCCCUUAGGCAUGGUGGAAAACUGUGA
Diaporthe citri is the source of this 1326-nucleotide messenger RNA. RefSeq lists its product as uncharacterized. The coding region runs from base 1 to 1326 and encodes 441 amino acids. The record is from RefSeq and is a predicted model, not a curated record. The transcript has a single exon. NCBI's taxonomy places the organism in Eukaryota, Fungi, Ascomycota, Sordariomycetes, Diaporthales, Diaporthaceae.